AUGUUUCUUCUGAGAUUCGAAACUUUCGAUGGCCUGGAGGCCUUCCAGCCAUGUUCACCAAACAUUGAUCAACUGAACCUCCAGAAGGCCCUACGUCCCAUUGAAACAGGCGACCCCGUUUUCAAUGCAGCCCGCGACUGGUCAUGCAUCCUACAAUCCCUCCCAGGCUUGCCCAAAGAAUUGAGAUGGAUUCUUGCCACUGUUUACGACUUGGCUUGUAUCAUGUUGCGUGCCGACAGUGACGAAGAUGCACACUGGGCCAUGAGGCCAUGGCUCUCACACUGGUACGAUGUUGCCGACAUUCUUUUCCUGAAGUACAAUAUUCCUGCCAGAGCACCAGAUCUAGAUUAG
This is a messenger RNA of Fusarium pseudograminearum CS3096, 351 nucleotides long. RefSeq lists its product as uncharacterized. The coding region runs from base 1 to 351 and encodes 116 amino acids. The transcript has a single exon. The record is from RefSeq and is a predicted model, not a curated record. Lineage: Eukaryota; Fungi; Ascomycota; Sordariomycetes; Hypocreales; Nectriaceae.